UCCCAUCACCCAGCGUAUUCGUGCUGUUAUCGCCAUGUCUCCGCAAUGUUGACACUCCUUAAGCAGAUGGCCGUGAUGCCACUUCAUUCUCCCCAAUAUUAAGGCUCCCGUGUGUUCCAUCGCUCGCUUGUUGCAAUUGACGAUUAACACGACUUCACGCUGUCCAUUGACCCCCUGAGCGUAUAUGGCCUCGUCAUAUGCGCUUCCAGUUGACGCUGGAACACGGACUCAUAGCCAGAGCGGCCAUGCAUCUGCCCAUGCCCAUACAUAUUCGUUCCCUGCAGAUCGCACAAUAUCCUACCGAGCAGAGAAUAACGGUUCACCGGUGAAGACGGCCUCACGGGGCGUAAACGCGACAGGGCCAGCGAUACACCCUCAUUCCCAUAGUCAUUCAUCUACUCGAUUCGAACCCGUAUCUCAAGACAUAUCACAGAUGGGCGGGCGUCCACGAGGAGAGUCUGACCUGGGUCAUCCGACAGCCCCCAGAAUCACUACUCAGUCGAAUGGAUAUGCGUUCCCAGCCAUCCAAGAAGCGUCUCCUUAUCCAAAGACAUCCUCAUUCGGCCCAGAGAUCCUCACAGCAGUGCUUAUACCCCUUCCAUUUCUCCUUGCAACUCUUGCCUACCCUCCGACACACGAUGCGGCGAACGAUAGCGGGCCACCUCCCCUCAAUCCCUCCGAAUCAAAAGACCAAUCACCUAUAACCCAUGCCGAGCAGUCCGCAAUAAUACAGGCAUGCAGUCUUGCGUCGGGGACUCUGCUCCUGUUAGGACUGCUUGCGAAACUCCAAUCCACACAGCAGACCCUAGACAGAAGAAAGGAUAGCUUUCCAAGCCCUUUGCGGUCGAUGACCAAUAAGAGCAAGGGCUUGUUCAGCAACGCCUCCAUUCAGCCGGUAAUUGCCCGCUGCUUGAGCAUUGCUCUUCCAUUCUAUGCAGCAUUGCAGCUUGGAGAGGUCAGGAUUGCAUUGACGUUGUUGAUAGCGGUCGCCGCGGGCUUGACUGGACAUGGUGUUCGAGGGAAAAAGGGAUCCUUCCUUGGCGCUCUGACUUACAAGGCGAAGGACAAUAUAGCGACAUGCAGCACGCUUAUUCUAGGGGUCCUAUUUGACUUCAUUGGCCUCGCUGCCCACAAAACCUUUUGGGAUCGCUUCCUAGGGUAUCUAGCCCUUGGCGUGGCGCUGUUCUCUUUCCCGCUCCCUCUUCCUGCAGCAUCCCGACCAUAUUUCCGCAAUGCCAGCCCAUCUUCCGCUCUUACGCCUGGAUCACCAUGGGCAUCGACGCCGAGAUCAGCUUCAACUUCUGCCACCGUAACGUCGCCAAUCCUUGUCACUCCCCACGAUGUCAACCUCACCGUUAUCGCUGGUGCUGCACUCGGCGGAAUGACGGUUCUGCUGUCUAUCAUACUUUCAGUCGCGCUCCCUGUAUCAUACAUUUCGAUUAUAUUUUCGUCGUUAUGCAUUGCUUCUGCGGCUGGGCUCAUAUUCUUUGCCCAACCAACAUCCUUGCGAAGCAGCCGUCGUCUCGGCAUUGCCAUCAGUUGUGUCAUGAUUGGUUCCUUUUCUCUAACGUACCGUUCGAGAAACUGGACUAUCCCAUUGUUCCACAGCGUGUUGUGCGCGGUUUCCUAUGGCGCUCUUCUAGUGGACUCAAAGGAUCCAAAAGCCGAUCACCAUACACAUCGUCACCACUCGCAUGACCACACUCACCAAGGGAACCACUCAAGACUCACAGCGUUCCUACUUGAUCGCACCCCUCCAGGAUCAGUUUUCCACAGCAUCCUGAUCGAGAAAGACUCUCGACGGAUUGCAUAUUUCGGAUGCCUCAACCUCUGCUUCAUGAUGGUUCAAUUCUUCUACGGCUUCGCUAGCGGCUCCCUUGGGCUUCUCACCGACAGCAUCCACAUGCUCUUCGACUGCCUUGGACUGGCCGUUGGUCUCACAGCAGCCGUGAUGAGCAAAUGGCCACCGUCUGUGAACUUUCCAUACGGUUACGGAAAGGUCGACUCCCUCUCGGGCUUUGGGAACGGGGUCUUCCUCAUCCUCGUCAGUGUCGAAAUCAUCUUCGACGCCGUCGGACGGCUUCGUGAAGGGCAUGAACUGCGCCGGCUAAACGAGCUCCUCGUCGUGAGCAUCCUGGGGUUCCUCGUCAAUAUCGUCGGCCUUUUCGCGUUCGGGCAUGCGCAUCAUGGGCAUGGACACGAUCAUGGCCAUGACCACGGACAUGACCAUUCCCAUGCCAAGAAGAAAGAAGAAGACAAUCACGCGCACGAACACCACCACGGCCAUAGCCAUAGCCACUCUGCGGCUGCGCACAAGCGCUCCGGGAGCCAAUCCCCGACGAAAUUCAGCUUCAUCUCCGACCCGCUCCCCCCCUCCACCGUCAAAGCCACCUCGCACAGCCACGAGAACGAAAAUAUGCACGGCAUCUUCCUUCACAUCCUCGCCGACGCCAUGGGUUCCGUCUCGGUGAUCUUCUCCACCAUCCUCACCAAAUACACUGCCUACAACGGCUGGGAUCCGCUGGCUUCAUGCAUCAUCUCGGUGCUGAUUUUCGCGAGCGCCAUCCCACUGGUGAAGAGUUCGGGGAAGCGGCUGCUGCUGACGAUCCCGGAUCGGAUCGAGUGGAAGAUUCGGGAGGCGUUGGGCGCGCUGGGGACCGUGCCAGGGGUGAGUGGGUAUCGCGGAUGUCGGUUUUGGUUGGAGGAUGAGGGGCAGGGGGAGGCGCAUGGACAUGAUCAUCACCAUGAUCACGGUCAUGGUCACGGCCACGGACACGGCCACGGACACGGCCAUGCGCAUGAUCAUCCACAUAACCACGACCAUGCUCCCGCGCCCAAGAAAGAGCAGAAAGUGCUCGGCGUCAUCCACGUUAUCGCCACGCGCACCGCCGACAUCGAAGACGUGCGAGCGCGGAGCGGUCGAUUCCUGGAAGCGCGGGGAAUGGACGUGGUGAUUCACGUGGAGCGGGACGGGGAGGAGAAUUGCUGGUGUGGUGGCGGUGGGAGAUGAGUCGGACCGUGCAAGGGCGUUGUACUUAGAUGUGGGAGAAUAAGGCACAUUGUAUAAUCUUACCG
Messenger RNA from Eremomyces bilateralis CBS 781.70, 3075 nucleotides. Its product is annotated as cation efflux protein. The transcript has 2 exons. Gene Ontology annotation, cellular component: Golgi apparatus; membrane. NCBI's taxonomy places the organism in Eukaryota, Fungi, Ascomycota, Dothideomycetes, Eremomycetales, Eremomycetaceae. Gene Ontology annotation, molecular function: zinc ion transmembrane transporter activity. The coding region runs from base 185 to 3010 and encodes 941 amino acids. The record is from RefSeq and is a predicted model, not a curated record. Gene Ontology annotation, biological process: zinc ion transport; intracellular zinc ion homeostasis; transmembrane transport.